ACAUACUGCCAUAAUAUCCACUAUAUCCGACCAAUUGAACUACCCGGCUAAACGGCAACAAGCCGAGGCCCACCACAUUACUUUGAUUAGACAGUAAGUGGAAAGUUAAACAUUUCUGUCCUCGUUGGACCAGUUUAAAAAACACGACAAGAGUUUUGGGUAGAAAGUGCGACACCGUUUUUUUUUUUUUAGACAAUGUCGCAAACCGGAGGUUAGAGAGAAGAGAAGAAAAGUCGGAUUGCAGCUCAUUGAACGACCAAACAAGUAGUUUUUGAUGGCGAGAACUACAUGAAAUCCUCUUCGCUAUAACAGGACAAGAGGGCGAGCAGCAGCUGCAGUAGAGAGGAGACAUUUUAAGACUACAUUACCUGCCUGCAUACAAGUGAAGAGAGGAUGUUGUCUCGGCUGGGUGAGCUGAUAUGGGCGGACUGGAUUUGGUUUCCUGAAGGCCACGGCUGGGCUGACCUGACGGACCAUGAUGGCAAAGUUUACCCUAAACCACGGGACCUCUGGGUUACUAUACCCAUCGCCCUCUGCUUCCUGGUCAUCAGACAGAUAUUUGAGAGGACAGUAGCGACUCCUCUCGCCUCCCUUUUGGGUGUGAGUGACAAGCAGCCGCCUCGCGCUCCUCCAAAUCCCAUCCUGGAGUCUUUUUUCUACAGCACAUCAAAGAAUCCCACACAGAGCUCCAUAGAGAGUUUAAGUAAACAGACGGGCUGUUCAGUGCGACAGGUCCAGAGGUGGUUCAGGCGGCGGAGAAACCAGGACCGACCCAGCAAGCUCAAAAAGUUUCGGGAAGCAAGUUGGAGAUUUACCUUUUACCUUCUUGCUUUCUUUGCUGGCCUGGCGGCCCUUAUUGACAAACCAUGGUUGUAUGAUAUGAAGCAGAUGUGGGAGGACUUCCCGAAAAUGCCACUGUUGCCUUCACAGUACUGGUACUAUGUGAUCGAACUCGGCUUCUACGUCUCGCUGCUUUUUAGCGUAGCAUCAGAUGUCAAACGUAAGGAUUUCAAAGAGCAGAUAAUUCACCAUGUUGCCACCAUCUCCCUCAUCAGUUUCUCCUGGCUGGUCAACUACAUCCGGGCAGGGACUUUGAUCAUGUUAGUGCAUGACUCCUCUGACUAUUUAAUGGAGUCAGCCAAAAUGUUCAACUACGCUGGUUGGAGGAAUACCUGCAACAUCAUCUUCACCACCUUUGCUGCAGUUUUCAUCUUCACCCGCCUCAUAAUCCUUCCCUUCUGGAUCAUAUAUACGACGUGGGUGUACCCCCUGACCCUCUACGCCCCCUUCCUCGGCUUCUACUUCUUCAACGGUCUAAUGUUGGUGCUGCAAGCUCUGCACAUCUUCUGGGCCGUGCUCAUCCUGCGCAUGGUCUUCAAAUUCCUGCCAGGCAAUCACAUUGUCGAGGACGAGAGGAGCGAUAAAGAGGAGACGGAGUCGGAAGACGAAGACGCCCAUCCCGAGCAGAAGGAAAAGUAUCAGAACGGUCACGUGCAGAACGGCCACACUCUCCUCAACAACAACCACAGUAAGACGGACUGAUUGGACAGUGAGAGCUGGAGAUGAGGCUGUGAGGAGCGACCAUGAACUCUCAUCUGAAAGCCAAAGAACGGAAGCGUGGCAUGUUGAAAUGGGUAACAGGCGGCAGCGCACACACACUCACACACACUCACACACACUUACACACACACUCACACACACACACACACACACACACACAACUUUAGUCUCUUUUCUGGAACCCCGGUAGUCCAAAGUGGAUAAUUUCACUUCUCUGUGGAUUAGAAUGAAUUUAAUGAAGAGAGGCGGACUGUGGUGGAGAACCACAAUGAUCUGCUUAUCACUUAAGCAGCAGAGUGUUUUCUCAUUACACACACCAUCUCCUCUUUCCUCCACCCUCUAUUCUCUUUUGCUUUUUACUAAGAUUUUGUGCUGUUGACCACGUUGCCACAUGCCAAAUCUGCCUGCUUGUAGCUUUAUGUUUUGUUCCUGGAAGUGUUUUGAAAACAUGUUGUGGUUAGGACGGGCACUGCCUUCCUGCACAGUCAGUUAAAACUCUUUCAAGUAUUGCUACCCUUAAACCUGACUGAUUUUUUGCUCUAAAUAACCACACUGAAUUCAGUGACAUGGUGCUGAGCGCUAAAGGUGAAUGAUGUCUUUCUAUGGACCUAACCUGAUUUAAGUCUUUACUGAGGUAUCAGUUAAUAAUGAAUUUGUGCAAGUUGCAGCUGCCAGUUUGUCACUUUGGUUUUUCUAAAAUAUAUAUUUGUUCCAAUAAUUUAAAACAAAAUAAUUGGAGGUAAAUAAUGUUUUUUAACAGUCUGAAAAAAGUGCGAGAAGGUGCUACAUCUGCCACGUGUGUGUGUUGAAAUGUGCCUUGUGUGGAAGUUUGUCUUAAAUGCUUCGCCUAUUUGGGAAGCAGAACGCACAUAGAUCAUUUUAAAUGUUUUGUUUAGUUUUCAUGCUUAAUAUCUUUUUAAGUUGUAUGAUUUUAUUAUGCUUUGUUUUAUUUGUUUUCAGUCCAGUCAACGGUUUAAAUUUGGGAGCAAUUUGUCUGAGUGUAACCCAAACCAAUCAGUAACUGUUUAUGAAUUCUUUAUGGACUGAAAGAGUCGAUAGCAUUUCCAUUCGGUGUUGUUUUUCCCGUCCAUCCAAAGAUGCACUUUAUGGUUUUGUCUAAAAGAUCAGCAUUGACUAAAUAUUUUGUAAACGAGCAUAGAUUUCUUUUUAGUUAAAAGGGGUAUGAUUUAAAUUUUUGUUUCAUAUUUAUUCUCAUCAUUAUCUACCCAGAAUCUUCCUUGUUCUCAGUGUUUUUGGUUUAUUUUGUAAAAAGAAAAAAAAAUAAGUUUAAUGAAAUCUUAAGAGGUAAAAAUGAAACACCAAAGUGUGGUUUACAUUUUGUACUACCUUGUCAUUUGCAAGUGCCUUCAUCAUUUCAAGUGUUAAUUGUAAAAAGAAAUGUUAUUUCUGACCCAUUUGUCUUUAUUUCUGCUGUCUUUGUGCACCAUCACAUCCAACACUCCGUGAACUGUAACGCUCUGGGCUUCUAACUUACCUGCCUCGGCUCACGACAACCAAUCACCUGCAGCUCCCUCUAAAGAGCUUUGCUUCUAUAGAAAGGGUUUUUAUUCUGCAUUGUGCUGCUGAGAUGUAAAAGCAUAAUGACGAUGAUGAUAAAGAUAAUUGUGGAUAACUA
Molecule: messenger RNA, 3196 nt
Organism: Cottoperca gobio
Lineage: Eukaryota; Metazoa; Chordata; Actinopteri; Perciformes; Bovichtidae
Gene: cers2a
Product: ceramide synthase 2a
Exons: 11
Coding region: 394-1542 (382 amino acids)
Biological process (GO): ceramide biosynthetic process
Cellular component (GO): membrane
Molecular function (GO): sphingosine N-acyltransferase activity; DNA binding
Source: RefSeq, a predicted model, not a curated record